This is a messenger RNA of Amphiprion ocellaris (clown anemonefish), 3573 nucleotides long. RefSeq names its product ubiquitin-conjugating enzyme E2 Q2-like. Lineage: Eukaryota; Metazoa; Chordata; Actinopteri; Pomacentridae. The record is from RefSeq and is a predicted model, not a curated record. The coding region runs from base 98 to 1234 and encodes 378 amino acids. The transcript has 13 exons.
UAACAUGCGAGAUCCGUAGAGCCGACUCCACUGCGCGGUCGCAUUCCGCCCCGACUUCCCCUCUGCCAGCGGCCUGGUGGUUUGAGAUGAGUAGAAGAUGUCGGUUUCGGGGCUGAAGGCCGAACUGAAGUUUUUGGAGUCAAUUUUUGACCCAAAUCACGAACGAUUCAGAAUAAUAGACUGGAAACCCGAUGAACUUAGUUGCCAAUUCAACGUGACGGGAGAGAAGCUGCUGAUCAUUCAUUGCAACAUCACGGAAUCCUAUCCCUCAACACCACCAAUAUGGUUUGUUGACUCUGAUGAUCCUAGUCUGGCUGAAGUGUUGGAGCGUUUAGAGGAUGUGAGAAAAGGCAGCACAUUGCUUCUUCAGCAGCUGAAGCGCCUCAUUUGCGAUCUCUGUCGGCUUUACAACCUGCCACAACAUCCAGAUGUGGAAAUGCUGGACCAGCCUCUUCCUGCUGGCCCAAUUACCCAAGACCGAAAGCAUGGGCCAUCAGAUGAGGUGACAUCUGAAGAGGAGGAGGAGGAAGAAAUGGGAGAGCAGGACAUUGAUCUGGACCAAGACCUGGACCAUUAUGACAUGAAAGAAGAGGAGCCAGCAAGUGGGAAAAAGUCCGAAGAUGAUGGGAUAGAAAAAGAAAAUCUGGCCAUCCUGGAGAAAAUCCGUAAAAACCAGAGACAAGAUCAUUUGAAUGGUGCAGUCUCUGGCUCAGUGCAAGCCUCAGACCGCCUAAUGAAGGAACUCAGGGAGAUCUACAGGUCACAGAGUUACAAGACAGGUAUUUAUUCAGUCGAACUAGUCAAUGACAGCCUUUAUGAAUGGCAUGUCAAGUUAAGGACGGUAGACCCAGAUAGUCCAUUACAUAGCGACUUGCAGGUCUUAAAAGAAAAAGAAGGGGUGGACUACAUUCUGCUCAAUUUCUCUUAUAAAGAUAAUUUUCCUUUCGACCCACCUUUUGUACGGGUCAUCUCACCUGUGCUCUCCGGAGGUUAUGUUCUAGGGGGAGGAGCCUUGUGCAUGGAACUUCUCACAAAACAGGGCUGGAGCAGUGCCUAUUCCAUAGAAUCUGUCAUUAUGCAGAUAAAUGCAACUCUGGUUAAAGGAAAAGCCAGAGUGCAGUUUGGAGCCAAUAAGAACCAGUACAAUCUUGCCAGAGCACAACAGUCAUACAAAUCCCUGGUGCAGAUACAUGAAAAGAACGGCUGGUACACACCACCUAAAGAAGACGGAUAAGGAGCUACUACCACUAUGCACUGGGAACAUGUCUUUGGGUCAUCUUGUUUUCUUUGGAAUAUUUUCCCCUCUCUGACUUACUGGGAAUUUAUCAUCUUUCUCGCGGAAACCAUCUCGUUGGCUCAUCUGACAAGUACUCCUUCACCCCCACUCCGGGAAAAGACUUUAUUCUGGUCUCACCUUGCUUCUCCCCUCAGUGUUUUAGUGAGGAGGAGGAGGAUGUGAGGGUAUCACUAGUCCUGUUUUCUAAAUAUGCUCAUUGUCUUUUGGAAAAAAAAAAAACAAAAAAAACUUUUCUCCUUUAAAUGCGGGGAAAUGCUUUUUCUUUAGCUGCUUUGACAAAGUGGGCUUCACAGUCAGUUACCCCUCCUUAAAAUGGAGAUUUCAAAAGAAGAUUGACACUGAAGCUCUUGAAGUGGCACCUCAUCACAUGUUUUUAUUGACUGCGACUUUUUUUUCUUCUUUUUGGAAAUUAACUGGUACAUAAAAGCAAAUAUUGUCUUUAGAAAUAUUAUUUGGGUAUUGUUUUUCUUAUUCGAGCAUCCUAGACAAUAAAUGAGCUGAUUUCACAUUUUGAAAACUUAAAAUUAAGGUUACCUGCUACUCGGUAUCUUUUAGCUCUUACUUUGUAAAAUGUGUGACAAAUAUUGGGCCAAGCAGAAUCAAAAUGCUGCAGUGUUGUUGAACUAAGAUCAGCUGUCGUUGAACAAAUCAGCCAGUGGUCAAAAAGAAAACAAGGCCAAUGGUUAUAUCUCAGAAUCUGCACAUUGUAUAUCUUGGGAAGAAGAUAUAUGAUUUAUUUUUGCCAGAAGAUGAGUGUUAUGACAUUUUGGAGGUUCCAACAGGCCUAACUAUGAAGCUGAAGGGCUCUUUUUGCCUUAUUUCUGUUCACGGCCCUGCAAGUGCUAUUGGUCUUUCAACUGAUUAUCGCUGUAGAGGUUGACUGCUAGUUUGAUGCUUGUGCAAAGUUAACAGCAUGUUGUACAGGAGCCUCAUCUCAACCGCUGUUAUAAAACAAUAGUUGGACUUGAUUGCAGUCACUUUGUUGAGCAGAACUGCUGGGAUGGGCUUUACGGGGGAAAUAAAUUGAGGUUCUCUUGGAUGUUUGAUCUUUCGUCAUUCUGCCCAUUUUUACAGCAGAUUUGUUGCAUCUUCCUGACACAAAUCCAUUUGCAGUGGUUUGCCCCCGCCUGUUUGAAACUGCUGCCCUGUUACUUGACAUCACUUGUAGGGCUUCCUUUGCCACCACAGUCUACCACAGAUGUGUUCUGACGUUGCUUUUGGAGACGGAUCAUUCUGAAGUGUGAUGAAAACUGAACCUGAAACUCAGAAUACCUGUAUGAAACUGUACAUUUUAACUUUGACCAUGCAAUAUACUGUAGUACGCUACCAGUACUGCUGUUCCCCAUUCUACAGGACACACACUGUAUCUAUCAAUCCGUUGGCUCUUUUGCAGUUUAUUUGUUAACACUGUCUGCAAAAGUAUGUUUGAAUGGCAACUCAGGUAACAAACAAUACUUAUGAGGGGGAUCUGUACAUGGACAUGCUGAGUUAUAGGUGACUGUGGGAUUAAUUAGUGUUCUGAACCACCAAUGUUUUCGCUCUUUCGCCCACUGAUCUGAUGUCAGAAACAGGAAAUGAAAUAAGCUUUACAAAUAUGGGUCACAUGGUUUUGUAAUUAAAGCUAUGAAAAUUGGAGGAUUGCAGUAGCAUGAUGACCACCCUGUGUAAUGAUUCAUCAAUACCUGCUGUAGUACACAUGGGAUUUUGGUUUGUCUUUAAAUUUUCCUGAUUAAAAAUGUUUGCACAACUGGCGACAGCGUGCCUGGAGAGGUGUUACAACAAAAAACAUGAGCUGAAUGCUUUCAAAUCAGGAAAAAUGCUUUUUUUCUCAGCUCCACAUCCUAUUGUUACAUGUCUGAAGUCUCUGAGGGUGGAGGAAUUAUCGACCUGACGGGCCUGUGUUGUCUGGUGGCACAGAGAAGUUACACCACAAACCUUCUGAAGUUUUAACUACAGUCUCUGCUACAGAGCCUUUACCCAGCCGUGUGAACGCCUCCAUCCAAAAUGCCAAAACUCUGGUCACAGAAGAUAUUAUGUGAUGAAAUUUCACAGUCGUGGUGAUUGGGACUUGCACGCUUCUUUAACUGGACUGUGUGUUGAAAAGAUUCAUUUAUCUCAAUGGUCAAUUCAUUUUCCGGCACCAACAAGCUGAUGAUAGUCUGGCUCUGUUGGCUCGCUGUGGUUUUAUUUUUCAUUUUCCAUUUGAAAAAAAUUUUGACCAUGUACAGUAAUUUGUAAACUUGCAUCAAGUUUAUGAAUAAAGAAUUUUAAGAUUA